ACAUCAAGUUACCUUAAAAGAGAAGCUAUGGAGGUAGAAUUGGGACUCAAGAUCACCAGAACCAGAGAUGAUAUCACCUCCUUGUCCGACCUCCGAGUCUCCAAAGAUCGUAAUGGCCCUCUUUUCGUGUCAAGAGAGAUCGACGCCAUGUUCGUCCUCAUUGCACAUCUCAAAGAUUACAGAGGAGACAAAAUUGAUAUCAAGAUAAGUGAAGAUGGGAGUAGGAUAGAAAUAGCUGGGGCGAAGCCGGUUGAGGAGACGGUGUUGAAGAGGUCGAUUUUGUGGGACAAGAACUUGGAAUUGAGGAUUUUCAAGAAGGUGUUCCGGGUACCGGAUGGUGUGGUUUUGGAUAAAAUUAAGGCCAAAUUCAGAGAAGAAGAUUCAACUUUGACAAUUAUAAUGCCUAAACUGGUGAAAGGAAUUGUUGGGAGUGCGAUUGAGGAAGUGAAGGAAGAAGAGGUUGAUAGAGGUACUCAAGAAACAAGUACCAACAUUGAUCCUGAACAAGAAACUACUUCUGUACAAGAGUCUAAAGAAGCUGAACGGGUUGUGGAGACCAAACCUGAGAUAGCGCAAACUACACCAGCAGAAGCGCCCGCGGAAGAAUCUGAUCGGGGGGAACCUUCAGCCACAGAAGAUGGUAUAAUUGAAGAGGAGAAACAGAUAGAUAGGAAUGAAGGAGAAAUUCAAGAGACGAAGAAGAAGAAGAAAAAGAAAAAGCCUAAACUGUGUCCUCCUCUUGUUUUUGGAGGAUCAGCCACUCUUAUCACUCUUAUAGUUCUUAUCAUUGGGUUAAUCAGGUCAAACAAAAGAUAGAUAGUUAGAAAACUUGCGUCUAUAGGCUAACGUACGGAUUUGUAUAUAAUUAGUUACAAAUGAUGCCACCGGCCUCCCUUGGCAUUGUGGUGGUGGUGAGUGCCUCUUAUCCAAAAUGUCGAGGGUUCAAGGCCUGGUAGGGGGCAUAAGCAGGGGCGGAACCACCCACAAUCAAGUGUGGGCCGCCAUCCCCCUUAAAAGAAUUUUUUAAAAGCUUAACUAAAUUGUCUCCCCUAACUAGGUGACUCGAGAAUCAGUAGGAGAGUUAUAUUUUUGAUAUGUCAAGUAACGUUAAUGCAUUUAUGGGGGUUUAUGAAAUUACUCGUAUUGCAUAGAAAAUGAUUGUGACAAGGUGUAUCGUUUGUGUAUAGACUAAUAACACU
Molecule: messenger RNA, 1199 nt
Organism: Tripterygium wilfordii
Lineage: Eukaryota; Viridiplantae; Streptophyta; Magnoliopsida; Celastrales; Celastraceae
Exons: 2
Coding region: 28-816 (262 amino acids)
Source: RefSeq, a predicted model, not a curated record